Molecule: messenger RNA, 2883 nt
Organism: Arachis ipaensis
Lineage: Eukaryota; Viridiplantae; Streptophyta; Magnoliopsida; Fabales; Fabaceae
Source: RefSeq, a predicted model, not a curated record
UUUCAACCACACAUCCCUAUUUCAUGGCGGUAGCUUCCUCUUCCUCUGCCGCCACCACCGUUCUUCCGUCCCUAUGCACCUUCGUCUCAUCCUCACGCUCUCUUUCCCAACUCUCCCUCUUUUUCAAACCCUUCUCCAUCGCUGGCGCUCAACUUUCCGCAAAAUCACCACCAUCUAUCAACCCUAUUACGUGCUUGUAUCUCCGCUACGGAUUCUUCUCAUCCCUCCCAUGGACCUUGCCAGCUCCGAAACGGAAUAGUGUAGAAGCUCCUUACAGUCCUCUAUGUCUAGUUGCUCGCGGUUGCUCACGGAGAACGUGGUGAACUUUUCUCACCGAGUGCGGCGCUCAACACAGAAGUGGGGCUUGGGGGCCGAUCUUGACGAGCUCGUUUUGGAUGUUGGCGAGGCCUGAGUUUUGGUUUUCGAUGUUCAUGCAGGCUUGUGCAAUAAUGGGGUUCAGAUCUUGGGUUUCGAUGCUUCGAUGCUGAUGAAAGUGAAGCCUCAAAUGAUGAGGGUAAAAGCAUAAUGGGGUUCAGAUCUUGGGUUUCGAUGCUUCGAUGUUGAUGAAAGUGAAGCCUCAAAUGAUGAGGGUAAAAGCAUGAAGAUGGAAAAGAGAUUAAGCAAAGCCAUUAUUAUUUGCUAGAGUAGUGUAAAAGUAGUAGGAUAUGUGUUCGUAUUUUUGUUGUUCAAAACCAACUUUUAUUUAUACACGAGUUUUUGCCUUCGGAGUUCAAGUGCUUUUCUUGAGAGUAAUAUUAUUCACAUUCACUUUGUGCUUUUUUUUUUCUUUGGACAAAAGUGCCAAGUAAUUCCAAAGCUUGCUUUUGAUGGAGGGGGGUUUGGAAAAGAGGGAGAGUUGGGAUUUGGGAAGAAAAGCGCGGGGAUGAAGCGAUAGUGCCAAGUAACGGAAGAGCAACAGUGGCGGCAGAGGAGGAGGAAGCUGCCGUCAUGAAAGAGGAAUAGGUGGUUGAAAUUAGAAAUAGAAUUAAAGAGGGAUAGGGUUUUGGUGGGUUGGGGUGCCAUGUAGGUUCGGAUAAUAACGAAGCAAGCACUUAACCAAAACAUGGUAUUUUUGUCACACGGAGGGCAACUCUCGUGGGUAUAAGAUCAGUUUCGAUCUAUCAUGGGUACAUAUGUUAGCGUUAUCAUCUUUCGGAGCAUGUUUGAAAACAAAAUUUAUAAAUGUAUACUUAUUCCAAUGGAAACUUUAAAGUGUUUUUCAUAGUUUAAACUCUAACAAACUUGUUCGAAUAUGCAUUCUAGUGUCCAACUUUACAGCUAUGUGAGGUGAAAGAAAAUUAUUGGGAUGGGACUAAUUAGCUUGAGUUUGACUUUAGUUAGAAAUAAUUUGAAGUAAAAGUAAUAUAUGUUAAGAUAAUUUAAUUUAGGAAGCUAUUAUGCGGGGUAAACAAAAGGUACAAACAUAAAAGUGGAAUUUGAAGCAACUAUUUCAUUUUUCAUCUAUUCAUCUAUUCAAGCUGGGUUUCUGGAUAUUAAAAGUUGGUUUUAGAAUAAAGGGUCUCAACAUACGACAGUUUCCCCUCAUGCUCAAUAAUUAAGGGUCGGAAAGAAAACAACAAAAAGACCAAAAUUAAUGGAUCCUGGGAAUUAAACCCGACGUGAAUCAAACACGCAACCUUCUGAUCUGGAGUCAGACGCGCUACCAUUGCGCCACGGAUCCGAUUGUUGAUGCUUCUCUGCGAUAAAACGAUAUGAUUAACAAUUAAAAGGGUCAACAUCAACACUUAUCUUGGCGCCACAUUCAGCAACCUACAGUCAGAAAAAUAAAAAAGUGCCUCCCACAGGCGGGGAUGAUUCUGUUGUCGUUUUCAAUUAUUAAUCUGUUGGUUUUAAAAGAAAGAAAAUUGGCAAAGCAAAGAAUUGAAGCUUAGUUGAGCGUUAAGAAAGAGAGCGCCAAAAGCAGUUGGUAGCUGAGAGAGCGGGAGAGAGAAGACUGUUUGGUAGAGAGAUUGCAUCAUCAUUAAUUCAUUAUUCAUGAAACCGUAAUCCCUCCUUUUCCCUUUCCAAUUAAGCUGCCAUGGACACUGCAUCCUUUUUGUAUUUGCGGUGGCGCCAGUGGCAAUGGCACCAUCACCAUGCUAACAACAGCAACUCAACUCUCUGGCAGGACGCUGUUUUUCUACAUACUCUGCGCUGCUUAUGCUCUCGUCUCCUCCCUCGCCCUCAUUCAAUUGUUCGCGCACUCGUCUUUGGAUUACACAAGCUGGUUUUUCUUUUGCGUCCCAAGGUAUUGGUUUUGGUGCUGUUAGAUCUGCCGGGCCUACUGUUCUUCUCUACCUAUACACUUCUUGUUCUUUUCUGGGCAGAAAUUUAUCACCAGGCAAGGAGCUUACCUACCGAUAAGCUCAAGAUAGUUUAUAUUUCAAUAAAUGGUGCCUUGUAUUUUAUUCAGAUUUGUAUUUGGAUAUACCUUUGGAUAGAUGACAACACUGUUGUGAUAUUCAUCGGAAAGAUAUUUAUUGCAGUUGUGUCAUUUAUGGCUGCAUUAGGCUUCUUGCUAUAUGGAGGAAGAUUAUUUAUCAUGCUGAAGCAUUUCCCUAUCGAAUCUAGAGGGAGAAGGAAGAAACUUCAUGAGGUUGGAUCUGUCACAGCUAUUUGUUUCACCUGUUUUCUGAUAAGAUGUGUUAUGGGUUUUCUAUCUGCAUUCGAUUCAGAUGCAUCUCUUGAUGUUUUCUAUCAUCCUCUUUUGGACUUGAUCUACUACUUGGUGGUUGAGGUGCUACCUUCAGCUUUAGUCCUCUACAUACUGCGCAAAUUGUCACCAAGGAGGAUAUCAGCUCAGUAUCAUCCUAUUCAGUAAUGGUAUAAGAGUUAAGACACUUGUGAGAUUCAGCUUCAUCAGGAGAAGGAUAAGUUUCAUUG